Messenger RNA from Tricharina praecox, 1482 nucleotides. RefSeq lists its product as uncharacterized. The transcript has 2 exons. Lineage: Eukaryota; Fungi; Ascomycota; Pezizomycetes; Pezizales; Pyronemataceae. The record is from RefSeq and is a predicted model, not a curated record. Bases 313 to 1482 code for a protein of 389 amino acids.
CUCACGCCGACAAAAGCUGCGUGUACCCUAACACGCAAGUCGCACCCCGCCCCGGGUCUAGCUAAAUACUUGGAGCCGCAUCACCACUACUUCCCCCUCCUUCCUACCUCCUCCAUCCUUCCUCUUCCUUCCCCCUCCCGCAGUCCUCCUCCCUUCUCCCUCUCCCCCUCCGAACCUUUUGUAAAGAGACCACCACCACUCUUACCUCUUUACUCCUUCAACCCCCCUCCUCCCUCACUCGUCCCUCCCUCCCUCCACUCUCUCCUCCCGCAUCAAACAUCUCCACAAGGCGCUCACUUGCAACGACCCACAAUGGAAGCGAGCGACACGACUCUGAUGGAUACCACCAAUAUUGGGGAUGCCACUGCACUGAAGUCUUCACCAAUCCAGUUGCACUUCUACCAGGGCGAUGUCUCUACCUGGUCGCGACCAUACGCAGUACCCUUCGCCCACGUUCGCACCUUCGAAGACUUCCAGGAAGUCGCCAACGAGUUCCUCACAGAUGAGGGUCUUCGUAAUCCGUCGGGGAAGUCUCCCGCUCCAGGAAAAGGAAAUUGGCAGGUCCUCGAUGCGUCCGGUUCUAUCGUCAAGGAACGCUUCUGGGCAGACCUCGUCAUGCCCGGAGCCAAACUGUUCCUAGCCCCCACUCUGUCGGUUGAGGGUUCGAGCGACGCUGCCGUUAAACAGCAGAACAACGAGUCAAGCAACGAAUCAAACAACGAGCCGGGCAGGGAGUUGAGCUACGAGCCGAACAUCGAGUCGCGUCAGCAGGAUACUCAGACUGUCGGUAGCCUUGAGGAGAAUCCCAGCAACGACGAGACCUAUGUUGAGGACUACAACAAGAACAAUAUUCACCCGCCGCAUCAUGGCUACCAGAAGUUCCUCACGGCCUAUCCGCCCCGAGGCAGAGGCAACAAGGUUGGGGGAAACUACGGGCCCGCGAGAAAGACGUACGCCCAAGUUUGUCACGACCAGGUACAGCAUCAGCAUCAGCAGCAUCAGCAGCAGCAGCCACAGCAGCAGCCACCAAAGGUCUACGGCGAGUCACCCGUGAACGGCAGCAUCGCUGGUACUAACAACGAAAACAAUGGAUUCACAUCGGCUUGGAACGGUGUGUCCAACAAGAGGCGUGCCUUCGGUACUGCCAUCAAGGUCACGCUCCGCGACACCAGUUGCAACUUCGUCAACACCACUACCCUAUCCAAGCACUCUUCUGUGGACGAUCUCAUCAAGAAGCUGGGAGGAGCCCCCGGCGCUCGCAUCCAGGUUCUUCGCCACACUGAAGGCGGCUUCCUCCUUGGACAGUCGUUCAUGAGCGGCACCAGGAAGUCACUCGACGAGGCCGGUUUUGGCCUGGAGGGUAAUAUCCAUGUCGUCCUCUUCCAGCCUGAGCCCGGCCGCCGUCUCUACGGUGGUGGUGGUGCCCAGACUGGUGCCCAAGCUGGUAACGUCCAGGCUGGUAACGUUCAGACUGGUAAAUAG